Molecule: messenger RNA, 726 nt
Organism: Grammomys surdaster
Lineage: Eukaryota; Metazoa; Chordata; Mammalia; Rodentia; Muridae
Product: sodium/glucose cotransporter 1-like
Exons: 2
Coding region: 1-726 (241 amino acids)
Biological process (GO): transmembrane transport; sodium ion transport
Cellular component (GO): plasma membrane
Molecular function (GO): D-glucose:sodium symporter activity
Source: RefSeq, a predicted model, not a curated record
AUGAGGGACUCUUUGAGACCCUUUAAUAACAAAUCAUGUUUGCUCAACAUUUGUCCCAUAAUUGCAUUGCUUCGUCUUACCUUCACCGGAUCAAUUUCACAGACUGCCUUUUAUGAAGUGGGAGGGUAUCAGGAGCUGGUGAACAAGUACUCGGAAGCCAUCCCAAGUAAGAUCCAGCAGGGGAACUGGACUGCCAAUCCAGAGUGUUACACGCCUCGCCAGGAUGCUUUCCAUAUCUUCCGAAGCUGUGUCUCUGGUGACAUCCCCUGGCCCGGGCUCAUCUUAGGAGCCACUACUGUCUCUCUGUUCUAUGGGUGUGCUGAUCAGGUUUCUGUCCAGCGGUUUCUGGCAGGAAAGAGCAGGCUUCAUAUGGAAAGUGGCUGCCUCUUGUGUGGCUACUUAAAGCUGCUGCCUAUGUUCCUCAUGGUGAUGCCGGGCAUGAUCAGCCGUAUCCUGUUCCCAGAUCAAGUGGCAUGCGUCGUACCUUCGGAAUGCGAGAAAUUCUGUGGCCAAGUAACCGGCUGUAGCGCCCUGGCUUACCCAGUGUUGGUCUUAGGAGUGAUGCCUCCUGGCCUGCAAGGUUUUAUGCUGUCCACAGUGUGCGCUUCCCUUAUGUCAUCCUUGACGUGCAUUUUCAACAGUUCCAGCGCCCUGUUCAUGCUGAACAUUUACACCUGGAUUCGGCCCACCGCCACGGAGAAAGAGCUCAUGAUAGCUGGCAGGUGA